AGCGUCCACACGUAGACCUUCACGACGGUCUUUGCCUUGCGUUUUCACCUCCGUCUCGCACAUCCACCUCACGCGAUAUAGACCGAUAUUUUCCUUCUUCAUUUUGCCGUUAUUUCCACACCCCUUUGCUUACCCUCUCGCGGCUUCAUGGCCUUGACGACCGCCACCGCCCACUUCGCGGACGCCACGCGGCUCUAUCAGCAGGGCAACCUCCACCGGGCUCGAGAUGUCGCCGAGCAAGCCCUUCUCUCCCUCUCCUUCAUGUCUGUCGGCGCGGAGUUGAAGGAGGCGUGUGCGAGUACCGCCUGCGGUGCUUCAUCGUCGCCUGCAUCGUCGCGUGCCUGCCCACACGCCGAUAAUUCAAUGCUGCGCCGACAUCAUCAGCUGUUUGGCAACUCUCUUCUUCUUCUCUCCACCAUCUACACCGCCGCGGGCGACUACAUGGAGGCGGAGCGACUCCUCGCGACCUGCGAAGGCUAUUGGAGAGACCACCUUUCAAACGGCGAAGGCAGCAGUGCUGGUGACAGGAGAGAAACAACAAUGAGGGGGGAUGCGGUGGGGGGUCGUGACCUGGACGAAGGCCUGGCCGGUGUUGCCUACAACAGGGCGGUGCUUCAGCUAGAGCAGCUGCGCCACACGAGUCCGCCUACCGCCUCCCGCCUGCAGGAGCGAGCCAACGACCCGUCUAGUGUGUGGCCGUCACUGCCGCCGUCUCCCGCACGUUCCUCUCCGCUGCGCACGCAAGACGACGAGCGGCGGAGACAGACGGUGGCGGCAGAGGUGCUUCGCAAAUACCUGUACGAUGCGAAAGACAAGCUGAGCCAUACGCUGGGCAGUGGCCGGAGUAUGCUGGCGGACGUACACCAUAGCUGUGGCGUGUGUCACUACUACCUAAAGGACUACGUAGCGGCCCUCGAGGCAUGGCAGCAGUCGAUGGCGAUACGCGUGCACGGGCGGCGUUGCAGGGCGGGCCAACAGGGGAAGGAAAUCGAAGACGGCACGUUAAGCGGUGGCGUGGACGAGUUGAAGGUGGCGCUCACAUUGGAGCACAUCGCACAGGUCUACCACUUCAUAGAAGGCAAGGCAGCGGACGCGCUGAAGAUAUACGACGCGGUGGCCGCUACUCGUGAGCGCUAUCUUGGGUCGGCGCACCCCCUUUACGCACGCACGCUGUUCGAGAAGGCGGUAGUCGCGUCAGGGCUGGGACAUGUGAAGCUGGCGCGUGCUUUGUUGAAGGCGUGCCAGGACAUCUGCGUGCGGAGCGGCAGCGAGUGCGACCCUGAAUUUGGGAGGGAGGUGCAGCGCUGGAGGGAGUACGUGGGCACCUCAUCAUAG
Messenger RNA from Leptomonas pyrrhocoris, 1335 nucleotides. RefSeq lists its product as hypothetical. The coding region runs from base 148 to 1335 and encodes 395 amino acids. The record is from RefSeq and is a predicted model, not a curated record. The transcript has a single exon. Lineage: Eukaryota; Euglenozoa; Kinetoplastea; Trypanosomatida; Trypanosomatidae. Gene Ontology annotation, molecular function: protein binding.